Molecule: messenger RNA, 1472 nt
Organism: Heterocephalus glaber (naked mole-rat)
Lineage: Eukaryota; Metazoa; Chordata; Mammalia; Rodentia; Bathyergidae
Gene: Cd38
Product: CD38 molecule
Biological process (GO): positive regulation of B cell proliferation
Cellular component (GO): plasma membrane
Molecular function (GO): NAD+ nucleosidase activity, cyclic ADP-ribose generating; phosphorus-oxygen lyase activity
Source: RefSeq, a predicted model, not a curated record
ACAGUGUGAAGGGCGAAGUUGGUACCGCUCUGAGUGCGGACUCAGUGGCUCCAGGCUUCCAGGCGAUGGUUUCUCCCGGAGCGGAGGGCCUGGGCCCCUGAGUAGGAGAAGUCCUGGGCUGGAGGGCUGCUGCCCUGUCUUUUAAAUUCUUUCAACACUUACGGUCUGCGCCCCACGGAACUUUGAGGCAGGGGGGUGGGGCUGGGAAGCGAAGCAAAGAAAAAGCAACUGAAAGGAGAGGGGGAGGCUCAGUGUCAGGCCGGCCGGCGCCCUCCUCUCUUCCUGCUCAGCCUCCCGCCGCCUCAGCCUCCCUGGGCUCAGCCCGAGCGAGCGGCCACCGCCACCGCAUUCUGUCUCAUGGCCCGCUGCGAAUUCAGCCAGCUGUCCCGGGACGAGCCCUGCUGCCCGCUGUCGCGUAGAGGCCGGCUCUGCCUGGGCCUCGCGCUCCUGGUCCUGAUCCUGUCCGCCGCGGUCCUGCUCGUAGCGCUGACGCGGUCCCCGACACCGACCCCCGAGGCCUUGGCGUGGAACGGGACCGGCUCCACGCGCAACCUCUUCGCGAUCGUCCUGGGCCGGUGUUACACCUACACCCAACUCCUGCGGCCGGGCCUCGGAAGCGAAGCCUGCCCAAAGAUACUGGAUGCGUUCAAAAGUGCAUUUAUUUCAAAGAACCCUUGCGACAUUAUGAAAGAGGACUACCAACCCUUAGUUGACUUGGUCAAUCAAACCGUACCCUGCAACAAGAGUCUUUUCUGGAGCAAGUCCAAGGAGCUGGCCCAUCAGUACUCCUGGGUGCAGGGCGGGAUGUUCACGCUGGAGGACACGCUGCUGGGCUACCUUGCUGAUGACCUCACGUGGUGUGGAGACCCCAGCUCUGUGGAACCGAACUAUCAGUCUUGCCCACGCUGGAAUGAAUGCCUCAAUCACACUGGCUCAGUGUUCUGGAAAGUGAUUUCCCAGAAGUUUGCAGAGUCUGCCUGUGGUGUGGUCCAGGUGAUGCUCAAUGGAUCCCUCAGUAAACCCUUCCAUAAAUCCAGCACUUUUGGAAGCGUGGAACUCUUUAGUUUGGAUCCAAGGAAGGUUCAUACAUUACAGGCCUGGGUGAUGCAUGACAUCAGGGGAAAUUACAGUGACUCAUGCUCAGGUCCCUCCAUCAGGGAACUGGAAUCGAUUGUAAACAAAAGGAAUAUUACAUUUACCUGCCAGAAUAACUACAGGCCUGCCAGGCUUGUUCAAUGUGUGAAAAAUAUUGAGCAUUCAUCUUGUGCAUCUAAGAUCUGAGUCACAUUUGUGUUGGAUCUUGGACCCCUUGUGAUAUGUAAGACUCAGCAACACCCCUGUGGAGAGCUGAUGAUUUGGGGGAGAGUUCUCAGUCGUAAGGUGAACACCAAAGAUGGAAGCUUUGUCUCUCAAAGUACUAAGAUAACUUAUGUUAUCGGCAUAGUUUUCCUUGUGUUCUACUAAAAUUCAAA